Molecule: messenger RNA, 1407 nt
Organism: Eufriesea mexicana
Lineage: Eukaryota; Metazoa; Arthropoda; Insecta; Hymenoptera; Apidae
Gene: slow
Product: epidermal growth factor-like protein slowdown
Exons: 9
Coding region: 1-1317 (438 amino acids)
Biological process (GO): anatomical structure development
Cellular component (GO): cell surface; extracellular region
Molecular function (GO): signaling receptor binding; calcium ion binding
Source: RefSeq, a predicted model, not a curated record
AUGGCCACCGUCCCGAAAAUCCUGCUGGCGUGCGCGUUCCUCGCUCUGCCGAUCGCUAUCACCUCGAUCGAACGCCUGGCCAGCGAUCAUCGCGAGACCUCGCUCGCCGGCCACAGACUCAUCUGGCCGGUUUGGUUCCACGAGAAAUUCGCUCACGCCCGUCACGAUCGCGACGGCAGGAGCUUCCAGCAGGCCACACCGAACAAUUGGAGCCGCAACGACGUGUACGCCGAAAGGACCAGCUCCACGGUCGCGCCACCGCAAGCUGGCGGCCCCAGACAUCGCGUGGAGCAACGCGUGCACGAGCAGAGAACCUCGAAACCGGAGAAAUUCAGCGCACUCGCGGUCGCGGAGUACACCGGUACCAGAGCCAUCGCUUACGCCGGUUAUCGCAACAAUCAUCGUCACCAGCCGAGGGAAGCGGUCACACAGGGCUACCAUCACACCACCACUCCGGCUACUUAUGCUAGGCAUCAUCCCGGGAGGCGAGUCUGCACUAGAUCGGUUCCCAGUUCUAUCGGUCAUCAUCAUCGAAAUGGACAAAUUAGGUAUCUUAAUGUAUAUAAUGUUAAGACCGAUUCCCCUUCCGUUUUCUUUUGCUGCCCUGGAUGGACGCAGGCCACUCAUUUGAGUUUUGGAUGUAACAAACCUACCUGCCCUUCCCCAUGCUUAAAUGGAGGAAUAUGCACCUCCGCUGGCAGGUGCACGUGUCCCAAAGGAUUUACAGGCAACCAGUGCCAGACAGACAUCGACGAGUGCGUGACAGAGAAGCCCUGCGAUCAAAUCUGCAGAAACCUACCCGGAACCUACGAGUGUGACUGCAGGCCCGGUUUCCAACUACAGAAAGACGGCCAGUCCUGUCGAAAGAACGACACUGAUGACACCGCGUUCGAGGCUCGAGACUUGGAGAAUGAUUUCCACGACGUACCAACAACGAAACGUCCAUCAAUCUCGCCCCAAGAUACAGAAAACGAGGUGGCUGACGGCGACCUCGAUCAAGACUACGAGAUUAUCCUGAAAAGGCUCACCAAGCUCGAAAAGCAAUUCGCAAAAGGAAGGAAGAGAGAUACAGAAACGACGGAAAUGAAUGUCAAGGUUGCAUCGGUAGUUGAAAGUAUCAACGAAAUGAAGAGAGCCGUUGAAAAUGUGCAACUAAUGCAGCAAGAAAUAUAUGAAAUGAGAAACAAAUUAAGAGAAUACGAAUUGGAGACAAGGAAAAUGCAGCAUUUAACGAAUAGAGUAGUAGAACUGGAGAAUCGUUUAAGACUACGUUGCAGGUCAGCAAUACCAAUGAACACUGGAUCGUUGAAUUUUUAACACCAUUAUAGAGAAAAAGAAUAUCAAAAGCAUUGGGCAUUGCCCAUAGAUGUAAUAUUUAUGUAAGAAAAUUAAUAGAAAAAAUCAUAC